CCUAAAUUCGCACUCUUCGCUUCUAUUCCUGGUUAGGUCUUAUAAAUGUAUAUAAAUUUCCAUUCGAUAAUUUCCUUCUAUACAAUACCCUUCAACUAAUAUUCAAUCGAGUCAGAGAUGCCAAUGAAAAUAUUUUUUUCUUAAUUAGUGGAUUUUAUACCUAACUUUGGCAGUUUGGGGCAGUACGAUAUAGAAAGCUAUUAUGGUCUAAGUACCACCAGAUGUUAUAAAGUGUUCAACCAAUCAGAACGCUUGAUUGAUACAACUAAAAAGCAUAUCAAGUAGAAAUUAAGUAUUUUAUUCUUUAUUUAGAAUCGGUGUCAAAAAGCCCACCAGUUUGCCAUAUUGAAAUGUGAGCAUUUUGUUUUGUCAUCAGAAUAGUUGGAUAUUUUACAGGAGAGAACAUUUCACGCGCACUGUCCGACUUUGGAAGAAUGGAAAAGGUUUUUCUCGGGAUCAUUGUUGGAUUGAUGUGCGUGACAGCAUUGGUUGCAAAUUUUCUCGUCAUUUUUGUCGUGUAUCGCAACACAACUCUUCGACAGCAAUUCUCAAGUGUAUUUAUUGUCAACCUUGCAACGUGCGAUUUUUUAAUGGCUCUACUUUCCAUGCCGUUCUCGUUGGGCGCCUUAGUACGCCAUGACUGGCCAUUCACGACGCUUCUUUGUCAUUUUAACGGAUUCUCGAACCAAAUCCUGGGAAUUUCCGCCAUCUUGACGUUGGCUGUAAUCUCAAUCGACCGUUUUUACGCCGUCAUAAAACCGCUCAAAUAUCGCGCAAAAAUGACGAUGCAAAAGGCGUUCAAUUCCGUUUGUUAUGUUUGGAUACAAGCUGCGUUAUUCGCCCUAGUCCCCACUCUGUACGGGUGGUACGUAUUCAACGAGAACUAUUUUUUCUGCACUUUCUCCUCAGUGUACCGCGACAGAUCUGAAAUCGCGUUCGCGUACUGUCUUUAUUUGUUCAAUUUUGGAGUUCCGCUCGUGAUUAUGCUCGUUGCGUACUAUAAAAUUUUCCAGGUGGCAAGACGACAUUCGCAACGCAUUGCGCCAGCGGUUGUCAGGCUUGGAACAUUUGGAAUUCAAAAUCUCGCGGAUAUUCGUAAGGAAAUCGGAAGGCAACGCGAAGCGCGUGCUGCGCGCAAAAUAAUUCUUGUGAUCGCAGCGUUCUUGUGUUGUAACGCUCCGUACACCGCGAUGAGGUUACUGGAGUUGCUCAACGGUUGCAAGCUCAAGUUACCAAUGAUCGUAACAGUGUGCGCAAAGUUGUUGAACUUUUUGAAAAGUUCUCUAGAUCCUUUGAUCUAUGGACUAUUUCAGAGACGUUUUCGUUGUGCGCUCUCCGCUAUAUUUCUGCCAAAAACAAAGUGCCGCGAACGUCCGAAUUUUAGACCGCCACUAAAUCGAACUCUUUCGCAAGACAGAAGAAGCGAUGGAAACAAUACUACCAGUGAUUCACUCACACCAACAGACUCGCCAAAUACGACAUACAAACAAUUUUGGCUCUACUAGACUACCAUGCCAGAAUUCAACCUAUAGAUUGCGUUCACGAGAUCGGACGGAAGUAUACGAAAGUUUUUUGGGUUCCCCUUGUUCAUACGGAAAUUUAAACGGUUAGCUUUGGUUGAAGUUAUUAUUAUUCACAUUUAUUUACGACAUACGGUAGCUUUUCAGAAUAUCUGUUUUUCAAAGGGCGGUGCUCACUAUCUACAUAAAUAUUAUUGAACGGUGAUUGGCUAAGAGCCGUGUUGAUAUAACUCAAUGUCAACACGGAAACGUCGGAAAAUUUCUUUAUGUUUCUUUGUGCUAUAUAUUCUCGUUUUCCCAAUUUCCACUCGUGUUCAUAUAACUGUAUAUCAACACGGAAAAUGUUUUAUAUUUGUUAAAUAUAACACAUUGACAUAAAUACGGGAAAUUUUUAUAAAAGUUAAGAAGUGGAAGUGGUUAGUUAUCUAGAUGUUUUUUGAACCAAUUGAGAGACAUAGAGUUAAGAUUAGUUUGAAUAUGGUCAUCUAGACUAUUUCAGCUCACAGCUCUUUUGCAAGAACUUCUCUUGUGGAAGUUGGUUUUGGGCUUAUCUAACGAAAUAUUAAUUUAUAUGGUUGCUACGCAAGUUGUAACGCGGAUUAUCGCAAAAGUUCUCAGUAAGUUGUACCCAGAGCCAUCGUGGUUGAACCCAUCCUCGUUCCCAGGGCCUCACGGCCGCUUACGACCUUCAUAGGCCCUGGAAUACACGGAACCGGAAGUGCAAGAAAACUUGCAGUAGUUUCUAAAGCGCAUGCUCUUGAAUUGGGACGCUUCAGCAACCGUAACAAUAUUCACAGACAAGUAUUACGAAGAAACGAAGUAUUUGUGUUGACAUAUUUUGAUAGAAAUAUUUUUCAAGGCGAAAAUUGCUCAACUGCGAAUAGCAGUUCUCUGAGAAGCCAAUCAGAUCUCUCCCUUUAGUCGUCUAACCAUAGAUAUCUUAUAUACACUAGAUAGUGUAUCUGUCUAAUUAUUCUGCAAUUCAAAAAUUGAAGCCGUGAUUGCAGGCUCAGAGUAUUCCCAUGAAAUGAGAAGAUUCGUAUGUUUUCUAUUUCUUAAACAAGGAACUUAAACAUUAAGUUAAACCUAUUCCAAAUACAUUUUCAAACUAUUCAAAUGAUGUUGUUUUUUAAACGUUUAUUAGCGAGUGGGAAACACCAACAUGUCCGCCAUCUAUUCAAAUGGGGGUACCGCUGGAAUAUUCUUGGCUUCAAUUUUACUAAAGGAGAUGCGCUAUCUAGUGUAUAUAAGAUAUCUAUGCGUCUAACCCAGAGCCUAUACCUCAGUUUCAACGAGUGACCCAACCUCGUACCCAGGAUAUGACAGAAGGAGAGACCCUGGGAACGAGGUUGCGAGUGACCGAGCGAAAAUGGCUCUGGGGACGAGAAUGGGUUGAACCCUAAUCAUGUAAAGCAAAAACGUUUUCUUUUAGUUAGUAUAUUCAUCAAAACAUUCUAGACUUAAACAUUUGUCAAGAAUAGCCAUAUACAUCAUGUCACGUUUUUAACUAUAUACACUAUAUCUUAAUUGUCAGUUUUUGUUUUUGUGAAAAACACGACGUUUACUUAUUCGGUAAAGGUUUGUGUCCGUUAUUGUGCAAAUAACAGACGAGCAAGUUUCACUUGUUCGUGU
Molecule: messenger RNA, 3152 nt
Organism: Paramuricea clavata
Lineage: Eukaryota; Metazoa; Cnidaria; Anthozoa; Malacalcyonacea; Plexauridae
Source: the annotation of a GenBank genome assembly